This is a messenger RNA of Notothenia coriiceps (black rockcod), 394 nucleotides long. Its product is annotated as choline-phosphate cytidylyltransferase A-like. Gene Ontology annotation, cellular component: endoplasmic reticulum. Gene Ontology annotation, molecular function: phosphatidylcholine binding; choline-phosphate cytidylyltransferase activity. The coding region runs from base 5 to 370 and encodes 121 amino acids. Gene Ontology annotation, biological process: CDP-choline pathway. NCBI's taxonomy places the organism in Eukaryota, Metazoa, Chordata, Actinopteri, Perciformes, Nototheniidae. The record is from RefSeq and is a predicted model, not a curated record. The transcript is spliced from 2 exons.
AGGGAUGUUCGCUCCCACCCAGCGGACAGAGGGCAUCUCCACCUCUGACAUCAUCACACGCAUAGUGCGAGACUACGACGUGUACGUGAGACGCAACCUACAGCGAGGAUACACGGCGAAGGAGCUCAACGUCAGCUUCAUCAACGAGAAGAAGUACCACCUGCAGGAGCGCGUGGACAAAGUGAAGAGGAAGGUGCGUGACGUGGAGGAGAAGAGCAAAGAGUUUGUCCAGAAGGUGGAGGAGAAGAGCAUCGACCUGAUCCAGAAGUGGGAGGAGAAAUCCAGAGAAUUCAUCGGCAACUUCCUGCAGAUGUUCGGCCCCGAGGGCGCUCUGGUGAGGAUGUUGGUUCAGUCUCUAAUCGUUGUUUAACCAGGCAGCAACACAUCCUUCUUC